AUGAUAAUAGAAAUAGAUUUAAUGUUAAUAGGUAUGAAUAAGAUAACCACAAAUAAUUUAAACAAAAGGGAUUAUAACAAUAAUAAUAAUAGUAAUAAUAAUAAUAAUAGAGGAUACAAUAAUAGAAAAAAUGAUGAUAAUAGAUAUGAUAAUGAUAAUAGAAAUGAUAACUAUAGGAACUAUAACAAUAACAAUAUGAAUAAUAAUAAUAAUAGUAAUAAUAUUAAUAAUAAUAUAAAUAAUAAUAUAAAUAAUAAUAAUAUAAAUAGAGAUUAUAAUGAUAAUAAUAGAAAUGAUAAUAACAAUAAUAAUAAUAACAAUAAUAAUAAUAAUAAUAGUAGAGAUACUGUGGCACCUGGUAGAGAAAGAGAAAGAGAAAGAGAUAGAGAUACCUCCACUGAUUCAUUUGGUUUAACAUAUAAUAGUGUUAAUAAUAACAUCAAUAGUAAUAACAAUAAUAGCAAUUGGGAUAAUAGAAAAAUGAAAAUAGAUUGGGAUCAACAAACUGCUGAUUCCCCUUUAAAAAGAAGGAAAAAGGAAGAUGAAGAAUUAGAAAAUGAUAAAUUCAACCAACAAUCAUUUGGUCAUAAUCAAUAUAAAAGGAAUGGUUCAUACAACAGAACGAAGUCUAGGUCACCUUCACCCCCUAUCAAUAGAAAUAAUAAUAUUAAUAGAAAUAGCAGUAGUGGAAGUGGAAGAGUAUAUGCUACUACCAGUUCUCCUCAAAGGAUUGAUAAUAGAGAUUCACAAUCAAAAUAUUCGCCCACCUAUCAACAACAAAUUACUAAUGAGAUUAGAGAUACUUCUUCAUUAUUACCAAUAAAUACAAAUAAUAAACCACAACAACAACCACAACAACAACCACAACAACAACAACAACAACAACAACAACAACAACAACAACAACAACAACAACAACAACAACAACAACAACAACAACAACAACAACAACAACAACAACAACAACAACAACAACAACAACAACAACAACAACAAUAUCAAAAUAAUAAUAAUAAUAAUAAUAAUAAUAAUAAUAAUAAUAAUAAUAAUAAUAAUAAUAAUAAUAAUAAUAAUAAUAAUGUAGGUUCCCCUGCUUCAACUAAUUCUGUUACAUCAAUAACACCAACUUUAGAAUCUACAAUAAGUAAACUUGAAAAUUCUUCAUUAAACACUCCAAAAAUUGAGCCAUCUGCUACAAAUACUACAAAUUCAAAUACCAACAAUCAAUUAACCAUCACUACCGCCACCACAACAACAACAACAAAUGAAAUUAUUGGUGAUUCACCAACUGUACAAAAUAAUAAUAAAACAACAACAACAACAAAUAAUGAAGAAAUAAUUGCAACACCUUCUAAACCAAAACUUCAAUUUGGUUGGGGUAGAGGUUUAGCAUCUGUAGAAAAGAAACCUGAAAUUACAAACUCUACCAAUGAGACCGAUACUGAUGCAAAAGUAAUAAUGUCAUCUUUAACUGGUGGUGAUUCUCAAUCACCCUCAAUAUCAACCUCCACUAUUUCUUUAGCACCUUCUUCAACCCAACAAGAAACUUCUUCACCUCUUUCAUCUGAUACUCCUUUAAUAACAAAUGUACCUUUUAAUCAAAAUAAUAAUAAUAAUAAUAAUAAUAAUAAUAAUAAUAAUAAUAAUAAUAAUAAUAAUAAUAAUAAUAAUAAUAAUAAUAAUAAUAAUAAUAAUAAUAAUAAUAAUAAUAAUGAUUCACAAUCACAAUCCAAUAACUAUAACAAUAACUAUAAUAACAAUAACAAUAACAAUAAUUAUAAUAACAAUUUAAAUAAUAAUAAUAAUAAUAAUAAUAUACCGCCUUUAUCAUUAUCAAACUCACCAGGUUUGGUAAAUAUUCAAGGUAAUCAAAACUACCAACAACAAUUACAACAACAACAACAACAAUUACAACAACAACAACAACAACAACAACAACAACAACAACAACAACAACAACAACAACAACAACAACAACAACAACAACAACAAUUUCAGCAACAACAAUUACAACAACAGCAAUUUCAACAACAACAACAACAAUUACAACAACAAAUUGAAGAACCACAAUAUGUCUGUUAUCCAUCAUAUCCAACUAAAGAACAAGUAUUAUUUAGAAUUGAAUCAAUUGAGAUUGAAAUGUCAAAUACAGAGAGUGAUAUUACCUCAAUAAAUAAUUCAUUGACAAAGAUGGAACAAUUAUUACAAAAGUAUAAAAUUAAGGAUGAGAAAUUGGAACAACAUAAUUUACAACAAUUACAUCAACAAAAGAUGGAAGAGAAAAGAGUUAAACAAUCAAAACUACAGCAACAACAACAAUUUUCAAAUCAAACUCAAACACCACAAUCUGUGGAACAGUCAAUCUAUGAAGAGAAUAGAGAUAUUUCAAAAUUAACUCAUUCUAAAAUAUUCUUUCAAAAUUCUUUAAGAGCUUAUGAUCCAACAAAUAAUAAUAUUAAUGUUGGUCAAAAACAAAAUAAUAUUAAAAAAGAAAAUAUUAAAAAAGAAAAUAUUAAAAAAGAAAAUGGAAAAGAUGAAAAUGAUAAUAAUGACAACGACAACAACAAUAAUAAUAAUAAUAUUGAACCAUUACCAACUAGAGAGAAAAUUUGUACAAAUAUUACAGAUUUUCAAUGUUAUAAUGAUAAUAUUCAAUCGCAUUCAUUAAUUAGGGAUAAUAUGAAAAAAUUAUUAAAGAAAAGACAUAAAGAAUUACUUAGAUAUAAUAAGAAACAGGUUAAAAUAUUCAAAGCAUCAAUUGAUACAUUUAGAAAGAAAUUGGAUAAAAUGGAAGAGGAGCAUAAUAAACAAUUAGAGGCAAAACAACAACAACAGCAACAACAACAGCAACAACUACAACAACAACAACAACAACAACAACCAAGACAAAGGAAGUCAGGUAGACCAAAUUUAAGAUCAAACGCACAAACUAAUAAUUUAAUAAGUAAUGGUACUGGAUCAACAAGUUCAACAAGUUCAACAAGUUCAGCAAGAAAUGUUUUAACUAGACGUGGUACAAUUACAUCUGAUGUUGCAAGAUCUGAUGCUGAAUUCAAUGAGAUUAUGGAUCGUCUAAAGGAACAAGAUGCACAAGAUCCAAAUUGUAAAUAUCAACAAGGUGUAGCUAUAAUACCACCAAUGUUAUCACCAGAGGAAAGAAAUAUUCAUUAUAUCAAUCAUAAUGGUUUCAUAGUGGAUCCAAUCGCUCAAGAGAAACAAAGGAAAUCUCUAAUCAUUUGGACUGAGGAUGAGAAACAAAAGUUUGUUAAAAAGUAUUUACAAUAUCCUAAAAAGUUUUCAAAGAUUGCCUCUUUCUUUGAUAAUAGAACCACUGAAGAUAUGAUUGUGUUUUAUUAUAAUAAUAAGAAAACAUUGAAUUUGAAACAACUCCUUUUCGAAGCUCAAUCAAAGAAAAGAGGUAGAAAAUCAAAUGUUUUCGAUCCACUCAAUUAUAUUGUCACUGAUAAAAGUGGUUUAAAUUUUAUGGGUGAACCAUCAUCCAUUACAACUAAUAAUAACUCGACAACAAUAAUAACGACAACAACAUCAUUAGGUAGUAACAGUACAACUAAUUCACCUGUAUUAGCUCCAAAAACUGGUGCUAAAAGAGGUCCAAAAGCAAAAGUUGUAAUUUCUACUGCAAAUCUAUCAAGAAAUAAUAAUCAAAAUAACUAUGAUUCUAAUAGUACUAAUAAUACCAAUAAUAAUAAUAAUAAUAAUAAUAACAAUAAUAAUAAUAAUAAUACUACUAAUAAUAAUGACAAUAAUAAUAAUACCACAACUACCAUUACAUCUUCAUCUGCUCCAAUACUGGGUGAAAAUAAUGAUUUAGAAAUUACUUCAUCCUCUCCAUUUUUAUUAGCAACUAGUAAUUCAGUACCUACUACACCAAGGUUAACAACACGUGAACAAACUAUUAUGGCAACAACUGCUUCAAUACAUUUAUCUCCAAAAUCUCCUCAAUUAUCGUCAUCAUCACCAUCAUCUUCCUCUCAACAACAACAACCACCACCCUCAUCACCAUUGAUUGGUUCAUUAUAUAUAGGUGAUAAAGAAUACAACAAUAAGGAUAAAGAGAGCGAAAAUUUAAGAUGGACUGAACAUGAAAGAGAACUAUUUAAUAUUGCCGUUCAAAAACAUGGUACUCAAUUUAAUUUAAUUGCUGAUUAUGUUCAAAGUAAAACUGGUGCUCAAUGUAGAAGUUUCUAUUAUAACUCAAAAAGAAAAUCAAGAUUGGACUCAUCUACGUCAUCUUCAUCAUCAUCAUCUUCAUUACACCAUCCAACUAUUAAUAGUUCUUCAUCUUCUUCUUUUUCAAAAGAAAAAGAUAAAGAUAAAGAAAAGUAA
This is a messenger RNA of Dictyostelium discoideum AX4, 4347 nucleotides long. RefSeq names its product myb domain-containing protein (gene mybP). NCBI's taxonomy places the organism in Eukaryota, Evosea, Eumycetozoa, Dictyosteliales, Dictyosteliaceae. The record is from RefSeq and is a predicted model, not a curated record. Bases 1 to 4347 code for a protein of 1448 amino acids. Gene Ontology annotation, cellular component: nucleus; protein-containing complex. The transcript has 3 exons.